CAGAAGUAGGGUCUUGGGGGUUUUGUCAAGAAUGAUGUAUGUGCAUUUUCUUUUUAGCUUAAAACUAGUUUAAUUAGAAACAUUCAUCAUACAGUUUGAUGAGAUCCACUAGGAAUCACAAAUGCAGGGAAUCAUUUGACACAUCAUUUCCCCACAAUUCACUAUGGAGCUACAGGAAUUUUUAUGACUCAUAUGUGGAAUACGCAUGGUCCACGUAACGUAUGUCUGGAUGGUCGUUGGUUGUAAAAGCUUGAUUAAUGCUGUUACUGGUGGUAUAUUACAACCUUAUAUGAAAUUAAGCUUGGGAGAUGCUACUGAAGGGGAAAAGGUUGGCAACACUAAUGUUUCUAAUUCUCUGCCCAACUGUUUCAACGAUUUAAAGGAAUUGGUUCGUAAUGGUUCUGAGUUUGAAGAGACUGAAAAACUUGAUGCGUACCUUCUGUUUGUCAUCCACUUGCCAAAAAAAAAGAGUAUCUAUCAUCAAAUUCUCAUUUUAAAAGCUGCCACGCGGAAAAUGAUAUACAUACGGAAAGUUGACAUUCUACACACCUUCGGUGCCUCAUUACAUCUCGGCUAGUCAAAUUAUAAGAUUUGGGGGGUCAGCCCUAUAGAGAUAGUAAAGCUUUCUCAAUUCGUUGGAAAGAGGUGUAGCAGGGCAUUGAGAAAAAAGGAAUUUAGAAUGGGAAGAAAGUGAGAAGCUCUCAAUAGGCAGGUCCAUUUAUAUUUCGUGCUUUUUAUGAAAUAUGCUAAUAUGAGGAAAUGACAUCUAUUUUGUGAGUCUUUGCUAUACACUUGGCUUGGAAUUUCAAAAGUGAAAAAUAUUUAAUGAACGGCGAGGGAGGACUUUGGCAUGGGGAAAAAAGUGAGAAGCACUCAAUGGACAGGUCUGUUUAAAUUUUGUGCUUUUCAUAAAAUACACUAACAUUCGGAAACAUCUAUUUCCUGGAGCCUUUGAUGCACUGGAAUUUCAAAACUGAAAAAGAAUGAAUGAACGGUAAGCGAUGACUUUGGCAUGUGAAAAAAGCGAGAAACACUCAAUGGGCAGGUCUGUUUAAAUUUUGUGCUUUUCAUGAAACCUGCGGAAACAACUUCUAUUUCUUGGAGCCUUUGCUGUAUAUUUGGCUUGGAAGAAUGAAUGAACUAUGAGGACUUUGGCAUGGAGAAAAAGUGAGAAGCACUCAGUGGGCAGGUUCGACUGAUUGAAUGGAGAGAGAGGACUUUUGCAUGGGUAAAAGUGAGAAACACUCCAUGGACAGGUCCAUUUAUAUUUUGUGUUUUUCAUGAAGUAUGCUAACCUGUGGAAAUAAUGUCUAUUUCCUAGAGUCCUUGCUGUACACUUGGCACGAAUGAACAUUAAGAGAGGAUUUUGGCAUGGGAAAAAGUGAAAAGCACUCAAUUGGCAGGUCUGUUUAUAUUUUGUGCUUUUCAUGAAAUAUACUAACAUGAGGAAAUAACUUCUAUUUCAUGGAGUCUUUGUUGUACACUUGGCUUGGAAUUUCAAAACUGAAAAAGAAUGAAUGAACGGUCAAAGAGGACUUUGGCAUAUGAAAAAGUGAGAAGCACUCAAUGGGCAUGUCUGUUUAUAUUUUGUGCUUUUCAUGAAAUACAUUAACAUGAGGAAACAUUUAUUU
This is a messenger RNA of Tripterygium wilfordii, 1631 nucleotides long. RefSeq lists its product as uncharacterized. Bases 206 to 577 code for a protein of 123 amino acids. The record is from RefSeq and is a predicted model, not a curated record. NCBI's taxonomy places the organism in Eukaryota, Viridiplantae, Streptophyta, Magnoliopsida, Celastrales, Celastraceae. The transcript is spliced from 3 exons.